Auanema sp. JU1783 is the source of this 1293-nucleotide messenger RNA. NCBI's taxonomy places the organism in Eukaryota, Metazoa, Nematoda, Chromadorea, Rhabditida, Rhabditidae. The record is from the annotation of a GenBank genome assembly.
AUGCUGCACGACCUUCUGUUUAUGCUAGUUAUUACUGGACAUACGGUUAUUUCAACAGAACCUCCGCCUUGCGAAUACAAUUCUAAUCAAAGGAAAAGUAUUUUGAGGGAUCUCCUUCAGGAUUACGAUAAGACUGUUGUGCCAUCAAACAACUCUGUGAAUGUUAAUGUGGAAUUAACAGUUCAAGAUAUUUCAUCAAUAUCCGAAAUAUCAAGCUCUUUCAUAGCAGAUGUAUGGUUUAGUCAGGUGUGGGAAGAUCCACGAUUAGAAUAUUGGAAUAUAUCGUGUAAGUCAAACCUUUCAUUGGACAGCUACGUCAGUGAGAGAUUAUGGACGCCAAACGUCUGCUUUGUGAACAGUAAAAGCACUCAAGUGCACCGUUCUCCUGCUUCUAACAUACUUCUCAUAAUUUAUCCAAACGGGACAGUUUGGCUGAACUAUCGAGUUCAAGUGUCUGCUCCUUGUAGCUUCGAGUUAUCUCGGUUUCCUAUAGAUGCUCAAGAAUGUACGCUUGUUUUCGAAUCCUAUUCUUAUAACAUUGCUGAGGUUCGAUUAAAUUGGCAGGAAUGGGCUCCUGUGACCAUGCCUCAUCCUGAUGACUUUCGACUUCCCGAUUUCCAAUUUUAUAACGUGACAUGGGGGAAAACUGUUAAUGAAUAUACAGCUGGAAUGUGGGAUCAGUUAAAAGUAACCUUUAGGUUUAAACGAUUAUACGGAUAUUAUGUACUACAAAUGUAUUUACCGACAUAUUUAUCAGUUUUCAUAUCAUGGAUAGCGUUUUGGAUAGAUACAAGAGCCUUACCUGCUCGCAUCACACUGGGCGUCUCAUCUCUUAUGGCUCUUACCUUCCAGUUUGGUAAUAUUGUAAAAAAUCUACCUCGGGUGUCAUUUGUUAAGGCUAUUGACCUAUGGUUCUUCGUUUGUGUCGCUUUCAUCUUCUUUUCAUUAGUAGAACUUGCUGUUGUUGGAUUUGUAGAUAAAAUUACUGAAAUCAAACGAAGAGCAAAGAGAGUACGAGCUCAGAGAGCUCACUUAGCAAUUCUUAAAAAGCAAUCACGGAACUCAUCAUCUGUCCGUUACAACAUGAAUAAUAACGAGGAUGAGUUCUAUAUGAAUGGAGACAAUGGAUACAGCAAUGGUUAUAAUUCUGGACCACAUCUAGGCAGAGCUUCAAAUGAGGACAUGGGCGCUCGAGUUGACGCUCUAGCUGCUAAAGCAUUCCCAGCCAUGUUUGCAGCUUUCAACGUUUUCUACUGGUGGUAUUACUUGAGUCGAGAACGUCAUGGUGGAUGA